This is a messenger RNA of Cucurbita moschata (crookneck pumpkin), 1888 nucleotides long. RefSeq names its product DUF21 domain-containing protein At4g14240-like. The transcript is spliced from 13 exons. Bases 198 to 1691 code for a protein of 497 amino acids. Gene Ontology annotation, biological process: magnesium ion homeostasis. NCBI's taxonomy places the organism in Eukaryota, Viridiplantae, Streptophyta, Magnoliopsida, Cucurbitales, Cucurbitaceae. The record is from RefSeq and is a predicted model, not a curated record. Gene Ontology annotation, cellular component: intracellular membrane-bounded organelle.
AAGACUGACAUCUAUUCCAUCAAUCGAGACCAAACGAAAUAAGCAAAGUACAGCCGCUACCAGAAAAUCAACCAUCCCGGAACUGGUCCGCCGGGCAGCGCAGAGAAGAGAGAGAGAGAGAGAGAGAGGGAGAGAUAUUACGGUGCUGGUACAGAGAGAAGAAAGGAGGACGAAGGAGAAUCAGGAUAGGAUUGACGAUGCAUUUCUUAAAUGCGGUGAUGUUGACUCGAAUGCUCACUCGGAAUCCGGCUCUUGAAUCGGAAGCCGGCGAAAUUCCAUUCGGAUCGUUGUUGUGGAUCAUCUACGCCGGGAUCUCUUGUGUCCUUGUUCUAUUCGCUGGUAUCAUGUCUGGUUUGACCCUUGGCCUUAUGUCUCUCGGCCUCGUCGACCUCGAAAUUCUUCAACGCAGUGGCACCACCGAGGAGAAGAAACAAGCUGCGGCUAUACUACCAGUGGUUCAAAAGCAGCACCAGCUUCUUGUUACGUUGCUAUUAUGUAAUGCCGUUGCAAUGGAGGCACUUCCUAUAUACUUGGAUAAACUUUUUAAUCAGUAUCUUGCUAUUAUUCUCUCUGUGACAUUUGUAUUGGCAUUUGGAGAGGUUAUACCACAAGCGAUAUGCACCCGGUAUGGACUUGCUGUCGGUGCCAAUUUCGUGUGUCUUGUACGAGUUUUGAUGGUUAUUUGCUACCCAAUUGCAUAUCCCAUCGGGAAGGUUCUUGAUUGCUUGCUGGGGCACAAUGAGGCAUUGUUUAGGCGUGCUCAAUUGAAAGCUCUUGUCUCCAUCCAUAGUCUGGAGGCGGGAAAGGGUGGUGAACUCACCCAUGAUGAAACAACAAUCAUUAGUGGAGCUCUAGAUUUGACUGAAAAGACAGCUGAGGAGGCUAUGACACCUAUUGAAUCAACUUUUUCCUUGGACGUAAAUUCAAAAUUGGACUGGGAAGCAAUGGGAAAAAUUCUUGCUCGUGGUCAUAGUCGAGUUCCUGUCUACGCUGGGAAUCCAAAGAAUAUUAUAGGGCUUCUCCUGGUGAAAAGCCUUUUAACAGUGCGACCUGAAACAGAGACCCCAGUCAGUGCCGUUUCUAUUCGGAGGAUUCCCAGGGUUCCUUCCGACAUGCCUCUUUAUGAUAUAUUGAACGAAUUUCAGAAAGGGAGUAGUCACAUGGCUGCUGUUGUGAAGGUAAAAGGGAAAAACAAGGCUCUUCCUCCUACAUUGGUUGGAGAAGAAUCUGAGGAAAAUAAACUCUCAGGCAUGGAUUCCCAACUGACAACUCCUUUACUACGUAAGCACGAUGAGAAUUCAGAUAGUGUUGUCCUCGAUAUCGAUAGAACUUCCAAGACUUCUGGUAUGAGUAGGCAACCUUCUUACCGACGCAAUGAUGCUUCUUCUAUAAAUGGGUUGAGCCAUUUAUCAGAGGACAUAGAAGAUGGUGAAGUAAUUGGUAUCAUCACCCUUGAAGAUGUAUUUGAAGAACUUUUGCAGGAGGAGAUUGUUGACGAAACAGAUGAGUAUGUUGAUGUUCACAAAAGAAUUCGUGUUGCUGCAGCUGCGGCUGCUUCCUCUAUGGCAAGAGCUCCAUCAAUUAGGAGAUUAACCGCUCAGAAGGGAGCUCAAACUAAACAGGUCCAAACAUCGAAGAAGUCUACCGAGGAGGAAUCAAAUCCUGCAAAAUCUCCAGGAACCAAGUCUUGAAAGUGUUGGAACAGUCAAAAAGUUGAGAGCCAAGUUCCAAAUUUCAGGCCACAACACUUUCUUCCAUGCCAAUAAAUGUGCAGGUAAACUAAAUGCUAAAACUUAAGGCCUUCAUUGUAUGUAUAAUUUCAAAAUUUUAGACCAUUUAUUAAAAACUGACACUGUUAUAUCUUGGGAUCCCCAAAUUUUGACCCCGC